GUGAGGGGAUCUUUUCGAGGAUCCCUCAGACGAUACGGAAGUGUGGAAUCCGCUAAGAAACCUGUACGUCACUUUCAGUGGAUUUACAGGAAGGGAGAGUGGAGGAUCGCUUACGGCUGUGUUUUCGUCAAAGCAUAAAACAGUGACACGCGCUGGGCACUCAGUCACAGCAAAGUGUUUGAGUAUUGUUACUGAUUAGAACAUUGUUAAACCAUAAAGAUAGCAUCUACCUGGUUACCUCACUCUGGUUGGACGACCAUGUCCUCUCUCGGUGACUACUUGCCAGAGAGGGUAUAAAGAACACUUAAAAUGUGGAGAACAUCCAUAGUGAACAUGAGAGUGGAAAAGGGAUCAUUUCGUGAGUCCUUCAAGCAUUAUGAAAGAAGGGAAUCUACUAAAGUAUUGAGUCCAAAUCGACACUUUGAGUUAAUUUUCAAGAAUGGACAAUGGAGGAUUAUUUAUGAAGAUGGGGAUGAAGUAACGUUAAUGUACGCGAAGCAUGAGAGGUUGCCCAUGAAAGACUUUGCUGCCGAAGUCCGAGCGUCUAUGGAUGUAGAUCAAUUUCUCAACCAGGCUGUACUUCUUUUGGACGUGCAAGAGACUUCCGUAGAAGGAAUUAUAGACAAAAUGCUUCAUAAGGUACUAGAUAGCAGGGAAUCACUUAUUACGAUUUCAGAAGCUAAAGAAGCAAUUUUUACCGAAGAUUCCGAAAUAAUUUCCACUGGCAAUCCCCAUUUACUCCAGGAAAUUCCUGACGACAAAUGGUUUAAAGUGCACUUACUUUCCCGUACCAUACAAGGAACAUACGUAAGCGAAGGAGGAGGCUUCGACUAUGAUCAGUCCUGGCUAUGUGCUAUGUGCAACUUAGCUUCACUUCAGAAGCGCCAUGUAGCAAUAGCGCGUCUCAAACAUCCAGCUAACAUGGGCAGAACACUCCAUGAAGUGCGCUUUUUCAUACUGGUGUUGACGCCGAGCAAAGAGAAAGGGACCAAGAAUGCAUUAGAAACAGGUCGUACCUUCGCGACCAUCUUCGCCGAUAUGGAUUUCCGACAACGAUUAUUGGAGGUCCACAGCGAAGCUGAGUUUAAGAACGUGCUCCUGAAGCAUGCACAGGACUUGGCAGCUGAACAGAGCAACCCUUCCAAGCGUCUUGGAACGCACGAUGGGGAUCUGGACUUUGAUGAAUCAAAGUGCAUGUUAGCCCAAGGCUUGUGGGAUGAUAUACGCAGGAGAUCUUCGCUCUAUGUCAGUGACUUUAUAGACGGUUUUGUGGGACAUAAGACAAUCCAUAAAACAUUAUCGACUAUAUUUUUCCUGUAUUUCGCCUGCAUCCUUCCGACUAUCGCUUUUGGCGCCCUCAAUGACAACAAUACACAAGGACAAAUAGAUGUCCGAAAAUCCAUUAUUGGUCAAACGUUAGGUGGCCUUGUGUUUGCUUUGCUUGGGGGCCAACCACUAGUGAUUGUCAUGACGACAGCACCUCUAAGCCUCUAUACGAAAGUGAUCUUCAAUAUAUGUCAGGACUUCCAAUUAAACUUUCACGCCAUGUACGCAUGUGUGGGGUUAUGGAACACAUUCUUCCUUGUCAUUUUUUCCAUCUUUGACGUCAGUCGCAUUAUGAAAUGGUCUACUAGAUCGACAGAAGAAAUUUUCUCUUUAUUCAUCAGUAUAGCAUUCGUAGUGGAUGCAGGAAGAGACAUGUAUAAAAAUUUUAAUUCCAACUAUUUCUCCCCCGCCUGUACUGAAGAGGGCAAUCCAACGGUGGAAUUUCCUCUCUGGAUAACUAAUUCCAGUAUCAACGAAACUCAAGGGGAAGUGUCCAUUACUCAACCGUGUAAAAGGGAAAACAGUUUACUCUUUUUGCUCCUCAUGUGUGGUACCGUCUGGCUCGCCGUCUCCCUCUACAAUUUCAAUAAAACACCGUACCUGCAGGCCAGCAAACGUGAAAUACUGGCCGACUACGCCUUGCCUGUAGCAGUUAUCUCGAUGAGCUUUCUAGGAUCAUUUGUAUUUAGAGAUGUCGCCACUGACCAGUUCCGAUAUAAUGUCAAUUUGCCACUUACCCGAGCUCCGGUUGAAGAGCUUCCAUGGCAAGCUGCUAUAGCAGCUUUAGGCAUGGGUUUUGCUCUUUCCCUUUUAUUCUUUAUGGACCAGAAUAUUUCAGCGGCAAUGGUAAACAACCCUUGUAACAAGCUGAAAAAAGGUCCUGCCUAUCAUUUAGAUUUGUUUGUGGUGGGAAUUGUGAAUGGUUUCCUGUCCUUAUAUGGACUGCCAUGGAUGCAUGGAGUCCUGCCACAUUCACCCCUCCAUGUUCGCAGCUUGGCAGAUGUAGAAGAGCGAGUUGAGCAAGGACAUGUGUAUGAAAUAAUUGUGAAAGUAAGAGAAACUCGUGUUACGGGAAUAGUUUCUCACAUCCUCAUAGGCUUGUCAAUUUUUUUGCUUCCCUACCCUAUGGCCUACAUUCCAACUGCAGUGCUGGAUGGACUUUUCUUAUACAUGGCCAUCACUUCGCUCAAUGGGAAUCAAAUGUUUGAAAGAAUAACUCUGCUCUUCAUGGAACAAGCUGCAUACCCUCCAAAUCAUUAUAUACGAAGAUGCCCGCAACGAAAGAUUCAUAUUUUUACCCUUUGUCAAGUGUUUCAACUGUCUAUAAUGUGUUUCUUUGGAUUUUCCCCUUGGUCAUAUGUUAAGAUGGUCUUCCCAGUCAUCAUUUUUUUAUUGCUUCCGUUCAGGCACAAGGUUGUCCCGUGCCUUGUUGAUAGAAAGUAUUUGGAGGCUUUGGAUGGCGAACAUCAAUGAAAAUGAACUUAGUGCUAAAGCUCAGUAAAUGACAAGUCCUUUUUACUUUAUUCUCUCCAUAAUGGCGGACGCUUUUCAAGGAGAACUUAGGUGCCUCAUAGAUUCCCUGGUCCUCAUACACGAGUGCCUAAACCACUUGCGUUGCAGCCCUGGAAAUACAUCGAAAACACGAGGAAGCCAUACAAAAACUAAUGCUCAGACGCCUUUUUUAAAACUCACUGUCUGCAGGUACAGAAAAUAUCACUUGAGUUUACUUUAAAUAUUCCAAACAAACAGUUCCAGUUCUUAUUUAAAGUUCGAUAUGAGCUAGUUUAAUGUAUUUUUAGUAAUUCCCACUACAUGAAUAAAUUCCAUGCAUUUCAAAGAGCUGAGUUACCUUGAAAAUAACCUUUAAUUUAUUCAAGACUGAAGAAAAGCAGUAGUGGCUUCCAAGGAAUGAGAUGCAACUGAAAACAGAAUUGCCAAGAAAAAAUUCCAAUUAUGGAAACCUUUUCUAUUGAGGGCUAGGAACUAUUAUCUUCAAAGGCAACCAAUUUUUUUCUUUAAGUCAUUUCACAUCAACGAGCACUGGUCAUAAUUUCGCCUUACUAUAAAACAUUAUAGGGUCAUAUCGAUUGGGUUUGAUAAACAAUAAGACAAUCCAGGCUUAAUUACAUAAAAGCACAUUAGAUAUAAAUCCUAUUCCAUUCCUUUUAUUUCAAUUAAAAUACAAUACCUUCACAAACAUAAUGUAGAGAAUUUUUACUAAUGUGUUACUAGUGUUUAUUUUAUUAAGCAAUCAUAAAAAUGGGAUUUGUAAUUGUCUUAUUCUUUUCAAUAAUUGUAAAUGCAUUUUUGUUUUAAUUUAUUUUAGAUUCAAUUUUCUUUUUAUCUUUAUUUU
Parasteatoda tepidariorum (common house spider) is the source of this 3679-nucleotide messenger RNA. The record is from RefSeq and is a predicted model, not a curated record. NCBI's taxonomy places the organism in Eukaryota, Metazoa, Arthropoda, Arachnida, Araneae, Theridiidae.